UCUUCCUCCCCUCUCAUUCGCCACCCACCCAUACUUAUUCCCCUCCCGCCCCCUGCCCUAGCAAGCUUAGUUAGCUCAUCGAUCGAUCGCCUCCUCCCCUCCACACAAACUCUUUCCUUUUCCUCCCCUCCCCGAGAUUCACACACUCGAGCUAUAGCUACCUAGCUUAUCAGUCGUCGCAGUGGGGUGAGCUGACAGAAGCUAGCUAGCCAACGAGUGGAGCGGAGCUACAGGAGCGCCCGCGCCACACGUACGAGGAGCUAGCAGGAGCUGGGAUAGUGGUCAAUCGGGAGCUAGCUAGCUAGGAGCUUACGCGCGCCGUCCAUGUCGGCGGCGUCGUGCCGCGUGUGCGGCGGCGGCUUGGAGGAGUGCGCGUGCCUGCUGCAGCGCGGCCGCGGGCUGCGGUGCGGGGUGGCGGCGGACCUGAACUGCGGCGGCGGGUUCCCGGGCACCGGCGGGAUGUUCGUCCAGGCGGCGGUGGCGGAGGAGGAGCCGUCGCCUUCGCCGGCGGGGGCGGGGGCGGCGGCGGUGGGGCUGCAGGAGUUCCAGUUCUUCGGGCAGGAGGAGGAGGACCACGAGAUGAGCGUGGCGUGGCUGUUCAACGACCACGCGCCCGUCGGCGGCGAGGACCGCCCGCCGCCGGCCACCGAGCUGCAGCGGCGCCGCCGCCUGGCGUUCGACGCCUACGCCGAGUACGUGCAGCCCGGCCACGGCCUCACGUUCGACGUGCCCGUGCCCGUGCAGAUGCCGCUCGCCCGAAGCGGCGUUCACGUCGACGCGGCCGGGCUGGGGCUCGCCGCCGGCAACCCCGUGACGUCCGGCGCCGCAAUCAUGCCCUUCUGCGGGAGAGAAACGCUGACAUUCACGGACGCCACGGCGGCGAGCUCCGUCGUCAUCGACCCGAACGACGACGCGGUGGCGCCGUCAACUGCGUUCGCCAACGGCGGCGGUGCGUACUCGGUCGGCGACGACGUGGCCGCGGCGGCGCCGGCGGAGCAGCGGGAGGCGAAGCUGAUGCGGUACAAGGAGAAGCGGAAGCGGCGGCGGUACGAGAAGCAGAUCCGGUACGCGUCCCGCAAGGCCUACGCCGAGAUGCGCCCGCGCGUCAAAGGCCGCUUCGCCAAGGUGCCCGAUGCCGGCGACGUCGACCAUCUGCAGGGGAGCGCGCCGCCGCCGCCGCCGUCUCAACAGCAGCCGGCGCAGGCCGCCGCGGGAUACGACCCCGGCCGGCUCGACCUGGGCUGGUUCCGUUCGUAGCAAGCCAACAUAUAGUAGUGCAGUAGAAAGGUGCCGGCUGUAGGGAGGCUGGUCAGGCUGCCAUGCGUAUGCAUGAGUUUGCUGCAUGCUUAGAAUUUCCAUCUCCUAGAUCAUCGUCGUGUAUAGGUCAGCUUGUCAAAUCUCUGAUUAAUUAUUACUCCUACUACCUGGCAAUUAAAGAGCUCGUGCUUAACAUUUAGUUCAGGAUCAUACCCAGGUCCAUAGGUAAUGUGUGAUCUCUUGUCGUAGAUAUAAUUUGUCCAACUGUUUUGGUCGUACGAAUGCAAAGAAUUUUUUUUUGGCCGAAUUUACAUAUGCCAAGCAAUAUAUAAGGCUUUUUCCCUCUU
Messenger RNA from Brachypodium distachyon (stiff brome), 1604 nucleotides. Its product is annotated as transcription factor GHD7. Bases 325 to 1257 code for a protein of 310 amino acids. Gene Ontology annotation, cellular component: nucleus. Gene Ontology annotation, biological process: regulation of flower development. The transcript is spliced from 2 exons. Gene Ontology annotation, molecular function: protein binding. Lineage: Eukaryota; Viridiplantae; Streptophyta; Magnoliopsida; Poales; Poaceae. The record is from RefSeq and is a predicted model, not a curated record.